Molecule: messenger RNA, 1980 nt
Organism: Phyllopteryx taeniolatus (common seadragon)
Lineage: Eukaryota; Metazoa; Chordata; Actinopteri; Syngnathiformes; Syngnathidae
Gene: hwa
Product: huluwa
Exons: 3
Coding region: 292-1296 (334 amino acids)
Source: RefSeq, a predicted model, not a curated record
GCCCACCGUCGCCCCCCUGCGGCCUUUUCUCGCCACAGCCACGCGCGUCAUAGUGAACAUAAUUGCGCGCAGCUGCCGCUCUGUAAUGUCGCUCAGUUUGUGGCGCACGCGGUAUGCGUCCACGAGGAUGGUGAAGGACGAGCCUCUCGUUUGCAGAAAAGAUGCACAACGAACACAAAGUGGUUGAUUGACACGCCAAACCACGUGUGGCCGCACGAUUGGAAUCAAUCGAGAUCAGCGGGAGAGAGAGAGAGAAAAAAAAAAGCCCUUUUCAAUGUCCACUGGGAUGACAUGUCGCACCCACGUCAGAGCAGCCCACCCACCCCCAGCCUGAGCGAGGGUUACCCGGUGCCCAGCCUCACCCUGGUGGUCCUGCUGCUCAUCCCCGCCGUGGUCGUGCUGCUCCUGCUCAACUGCCUCUUCCUGGGCUACAAGCUGCUGCUCCUCUCCAAGGCGAGGCCUCGGCCGCGGUCCCCAGACGACGCGGUGGGGUUCCUGCAGCGGGCCCGGAGGUCGCCCGACGCGGAGGUGUUCUCAACCCGGAGGCCGUACAUGUCGCUGUCCGAGCCCGCCCUGCCUCGGCCGCGGGUCACCUCCUCCAGGGCUUCUUCGUCCGGCAGGGGGCAAGGGAUCUGGCUGCUGAGGCCGGGGUCCGGGUCGAGGACGCCCAGCAGCAUCCGGGCGGCGGCGGCGGUGGCGGUGUCGGCCUCCUCCUCCUCCUCCCGGGCGUCCAGAUUCAGCAAUGCCGAGAGGCGUCACAGCGCGCCGGGGUUGUCUCAGUCCAGCGACUCGGAGGCCGACACCAGAGGCAACCUGGUGCCGCCCAACUCUCCCACAUGCGUUUACAAGGAAGCGGAGCACAUGGCUGGCAUCCGUCGAACGAGCGCGUACGGGAUGCUGACCGAGCCGAGCCCGGGCGCGCUACACCCGCUGGACAAAGUUUACAUGGAGUGCGAUUUCUACAUCCAGCCACCCUCUGAGGGUUCCUGCCCCAACACGUUGGCAGAGGGCUCCGGGCUGGACAGCGACUUUGGUGCCAGUGCAGUUGCCAAAUUGUGUUCAAGGUGUGUCCCUGCGGAUUUUGUCGGCGGACAGCGACGGCUUGUCCAACGGCGUGCUGACGUCAGCGUUGGAGUGGGACUAUUACGACCCGUGCUACGUCAAGCAGAACCACGUGCCCAAACACAAACACCACUGGCCUGCCGUGCACAGCAAACAGUACUGGGUGUAAAAAGUCCAUUUACUUUUGAGUGUCUAUUUAUAGCUUAUUUAUUCUAUUUAAAAAUGUGGACAUAAUUUAGUUUUAGUUUGUCUCACUUAUCACAAGGACUUCGGCUCGCACACUUUUUGAAUGCAUCAGAAUGAAUUUGUUCAAUGUAUAUUUAAGUUUCACAAUGUUUAAAUAUUCGUUCAUUCUACACCUUUCACAUUUAAAUUCUCUCACAAUUGCACCAUGUUCACCAAGUUUGUUUGAUUCACCAAUAAAGGGUAAUUAAAAAAAACAAAAAAAAAACACUUUGAAACAUGUAGUGGAAGUUGCGCUGAUGUCAUAUUUACUUUUUAAAAAAAUGUACACCAAGUACGAUUUAACUAAAAAUUACAAUAAAAGGUUUUAUUUCUAAAAAGUGUAUUUUUGUAUCCACAAACAUUUUGCAGUUAAAACAUUAACACUGUGCUUGAAUAACGUACAUAAAAGCUAUGUAUUGCACAAAUAAUGCACCGAAAUGUUUGAAAACAUGCAAACGUAUGUGCUUGAAUAAAACUAAACUCUACCACAAGAGGGAGCUUGCGUACCACUAGAUUACUUUUAGUAUUACUGCUCUAGUGCACGCUUGCACAGCCAUCAAACCAGCAAUUAUUAGGCUUCCCACAAAGAACAUAUUAGGUAAGAGUCACGGAGUAUAACUAGCCACAUGCCUAAUCGGUAAACAAACACAUUGUAGCUCAGCUUCUGGCUAGUGGAUGUCACGGCUAACAUAU